Molecule: messenger RNA, 972 nt
Organism: Ipomoea triloba (trilobed morning glory)
Lineage: Eukaryota; Viridiplantae; Streptophyta; Magnoliopsida; Solanales; Convolvulaceae
Product: transcription factor bHLH83-like
Exons: 5
Coding region: 1-972 (323 amino acids)
Biological process (GO): regulation of transcription by RNA polymerase II
Cellular component (GO): nucleus
Molecular function (GO): protein dimerization activity; DNA-binding transcription factor activity, RNA polymerase II-specific; RNA polymerase II cis-regulatory region sequence-specific DNA binding
Source: RefSeq, a predicted model, not a curated record
AUGGAGGUUGAUAAGAAUUUGGAGUCAUGUGAAUCGUAUUACGCGACUGAAUUCGGUCCGGGCUCCGAUCAUUCCUCGCCGGAGAUUUACGCGAUUAACGACGGCGGCCGAUCGUCGGAGAAGACGGUGGGUAAUAGAGAUAAUGGUGUUGCCGUUGCGGCGGCCAAGAGUUUUGGCACGAGCGGCGCUUCCUCGCGGCUUUCCAGUCCGAGCAGCUCCAAUUCUAACGGAUACCAUCACGCGGCGGCGACCAAGUACUUGUCGUCGGAGGAGGAGGACGGCCGUUCCGUCAUUACUUUCAGAGGUGGGCAGUUUGGGAAUUUCACGAACGCUAGUGGACCCUCGUCUUUGCUUAGCUUUGACCAGAACCAAGGCUUUUACCCUUCCUUCUGGGACGAGACAAUGCAGUAUAACAACAAUAAUACUAGUGGAAAUUACCAGAAUCACCCUUUGACCCCAAAGUGUAGCGCCGCCAGUCCCGGCCACCUGGUCGAGAAUUCCGGCACCAAUAUUCCGUUUGGAUGGCUAAACCCUAACACAGACUCCGCCGGCGCCGCCACCAUCCAGGAACAUGGAAAACAAGAAUCAUCAUCCUUGACUAAACGUCCUUAUUCGGAGGAAAGCUUGCAAGCUAGCAAGAAGCAGUGCACGACGGCCACAAAGAAGGCCAAAACAUCAUCUAUUCCAUCAAAGGAUCCACAAAGUAUAGCAGCCAAGAAUCGAAGGGAACGGAUUAGCGAGCGGCUUAAGAUACUACAAGAACUUGUGCCUAAUGGAUCCAAGGUUGAUUUGGUCACCAUGUUAGAGAAAGCGAUCAGUUAUGUGAAGUUUCUUCAAUUGCAAGUGAAGGUUUUGGCAACAGAUGAAUUCUGGCCAAUGCAAGGUGGAAAAGCUCCAGAUCUUUCUCAAGUGAAAGAAGCCAUUGAUGCCAUCCUUGCAUCUCAGAAAGACAGAAACUCAAGCUCCAAGUGA